AUGGGCUUGCAAGGAAGCAGGGCAGCCGCCAUCCAGACUAUCGUUUUCCAAAUACUGCUGUGCCUACUGACUUUCUACACCCUCUAUUACAUGAUCGGGAGUGUUUGCUGCGGGGUGUUCAGGCUCAACUCUUUCGAUGUGCGUCUCCCUUUUGAAUUUAAAAUGGAGCCAUCCUACUCGAACCCCAAGUAUUUAGUGAACGUCAUUUCCAUGGAGCUCACCUUUUUCAGCAGCGGCGUGUUCUUUGCGGUGAUGCUGAGACGGUGGGUCUGGGACUACGCCCUCACGGUCACCUCCACCCACCUGCUGUUGACCUGGGCAGGUGAGCCAACCGAGGCUUUGAAGUGGCCAAAAGGAGCCAGUGUUUGCCUUGAGCAGUGGCCUAAAUACCUGCAACAGGAAGGGAAGCAGCAGUUCAGUUUAGAUUUCAUGUGGCAGGCAGAUAUGUUCCCAAGACACCCUUCUCUGCUAGAAGUGCCUUUGGCCGUGGCCAGCCAUAAAUACCUACAACAGGAAGGGAAACUGAAGCUCAGCGUAGUUCUUAUACAGUUGGCAGACAGGUUCCCAAGAUUCCCUUCCCUGCUAGAAGAGCCUCUGGUCUUUCCCAGCUGA
Euleptes europaea (tarantolino) is the source of this 612-nucleotide messenger RNA. RefSeq lists its product as uncharacterized. Bases 1 to 612 code for a protein of 203 amino acids. NCBI's taxonomy places the organism in Eukaryota, Metazoa, Chordata, Lepidosauria, Squamata, Sphaerodactylidae. The transcript has 5 exons. The record is from RefSeq and is a predicted model, not a curated record.